GGGAGCUUCUCGCUUCAAAGCAAGCCAGCUGUUGGGCUCCAAAGGUUUGUUGUUCGAAUCUCAUCUUUUGUUUGGCUCCAACAGCCCAAGCUUAGAUUUACUCGGAGGGUUAUCUUUAAAGCCGCAAGCAGAGUCAACCUGCAUGGAAGCCGGAGACUGGCGGCGUGCACAUGGUUGCUCAGCCGUGCUGAAACAUCCAGUCGGACGGAGAGAAAGUUCGGUCGAUCCCCACCAGUCCAUUAAACUUGCGAACAUUCUGCCACUUUUGACUCAUCUUCUUGAAGCCAAGCUGGGCAUGCCGAGCUGCUUGCCAGUUUCGCUGUGGGGGGAUUAAGGCUGCAGACGCCUGCUCCUGCAGGCCGUUCUUGAUUCCUUGAGCCCCAGCCCUGCGUGCAAACCGACUUCUGCGCUUAGGCGCGCGUCUUUUUUUUGCGGAGCUUGCAGCUUGAAAGGCGUGCCUGACAAGCAGAUCAACCAGCAUUGGACGUGAGAUCCGGACACGCUUGAGCCACAGCAGCAAGGACGGACCUCUGAUGUUUCAUUCUCGCCGCCUUCGCGCAGGGGAUUGUCGGAGUCCAAACCACACAAGUCGGAGUGAAGCCUGGUUGGCUUUGCGCUACUCUGCCCAUGAAGCCACACGUUGCAUGCCGCUCUUGGCAUGAGUGGUGUGCGGAUGGCGCGACACCAGAGCAAAGCGCUUUGCCACAACGCGAGGGCUUGAUCUGUUGCAGACACCCAGACUACUUCUCCGAGGGUUCUCCUCAUAACUCUUCCGGGCGCAUGAUAUUUGUGACGAGGGCAUGCUCAACGAGGCUGUGCCUGAGCGCCUUGGGUUCUCGCCUGCAACGCUUGACUGUCGCAAGAGCUUUGCGCUCGAGCGCCAGGAGUGCGGCCUGCGUUAGUUACUUCUUCGAGCUGCCGCAAGCACAACGGAUGAAGGCAACUCAAGGACAAUUGAUGAAGGGCGUAGUUUGCUGAGGGCAAAGUGCCCAGUCGGAACGCGUUGAGGAGACGUGUUCAAUUCCGCGGGCGUUCUUCAAACUCAAGGUGAAGCGCUCUUGAUUCAGAGCGGCCUUCGAACGACACAUUGCUUCGAGGCGGUUUCAGCAGGCUUCGGUUGAAGUGCCAGCAAUUGAAGGUGCAAGUGCCAAGCUGACACGGCUUCAGGCACUGGUAAGGCGACAACCCCUAUGCAGUGAGCAGGAAACCUGAAGUGCCGGGAAGCCCUCGCCUUGGGCAGCUCCUUCCCACGUGCUCGAGACCUCGGUUUGCCCAGGCAGUUUGCCAGUCGCGCGCGGCGAGCGUUGACCUGAAACUGGAGAAGAGUGUAGCGCACCGGUCCCACGUGCGCAAGAGGAAUGUCGGUGUUUGAGGCCGCCCUUGUUUGGAUUGGUUUGAGGGGAAUCCAAAAGGAAAACCAUCCAUUUUGCGGGGCCCAGAAAAUGUUGUAUUGUUCCAGCUAAUUUGGCCAAGUGUGCAGACCGCCCACAAGAGGGCGCCAGUGUGCUGCUUCACGCUGCGCGUCCCUGCGGGCAACUGCCAAGAGCGGCCAACUGCCAAGAGGUAACUUGGGACGCAGGGUGGAUAUGGCCCACGUUGAACGUAGGCUCGAGAACUCCGUUCCGGCCCUGAGUGCUUUUUUCAUGACCCUCGCUUGAAUCAGGCAAAAAAGGCUUCAAGCUUGGCUUCAUCUGAAGGGUGCCUUCAAGGACCAGGCUGCUUUUGCUGUGGGCCCAAGGUGUUGAAACAGACAGGCCACGCCUUUUGAGUUUCUUGACAAAGGCGGCAGGCCUAAGGGCCUAAGGGCCUAAGAGUUGGCGAUAGGUGGACCCUGGGCUUGCAUGCGCUCCAUGAAAUCUCUUGGGGCAGUCUUGCCUUGCUCUCCGGCGAGUUGACUGGAGAGAGUGUGCCGUGUCUUCUUCUUGGGCAUUUUUCGCGAAGAUUCUCCCACCGCGGCCAUUGCUUCGCGGUGCGACAGGUAGCCAUAGCGCAUUGGGCUCGGUGCAGGCUUCGGGGCUCCGAAUGCCCGCGCGCGUUUUCUUGGGAGUCCUGGGGGUCGCUGCUAAGCUGAUGGCGUGCAUUCUUGCGGAAUGCGCCGGCACGGUUGCGAAGCGGAGCUCCUUGAGUCUCCCGGGAUGGGUGAGAGGAGUUCCCCGAGCGCCAGAGUCUGCCGAGCUGCUUCCUUUCCAGGCUCUGUGGAGCCGGUCUAGGCAAGCCAUCGCGCAAUGACCCUGUUUUUCUUGUUGCGUGUCAGCCCAGGCGAAAAACAUUCACAUGUUGAACUCGUGAAGGGUCUCAAAGGCCAGCCCAAGCGGCUUCAAUUGGUUUGAGGGAGUCGCGUUGUGCUUGAGUCUGCAGCCUUUGGCGCAGUGAUCCUCUCUGGCUAGGGUUCAAGUACCUUGGCGUCUUGCAAUGAAAUGAAAGGGACCUCCACUUUUCAACAAACGCGCAGCUCCUUGCUUAAAUUUGACCCUUGGGUCGGAGAGUGCGAAAAACAGGGCGGCCCUCAUCAGAAAGCCCGAGAACUUGAUUGAGUUGGAUGAAGCCUGGCGGCGUUGAAACCUUUGACCUGGUUUUUGAAGUUUGCACUCGGCCUGCAUUUGCUUUCGGUUUGCAUCUUGCACUCAGGCUGUUUCGUUCAUCGAGCCUUGCUGUCAGCUACACUCGUCACGCCGAAUGGGUAGAAUCUUCAGGGAUGAACAUAAUGGUGUCUCGUGUCUCCUCCUACGCAGCUGCGCGAAAUUGCUCCACGUCCCAGAACAGAUUAAGUUUUCGCGCCGCCCUGAAGGAGCUUUUGCAUCGUUUUUUGAGUCAGUUGCCCUUUGCUUGAAAGUAGCUGCUGGCGUUCCCUUGUCUUCGGGCGAUAUGACUGAAAGAUAAUAUGAGCGGCAAGCGCAAAGUGCGUGUGCAAGCCAACUGGCGGGCAUUUGGGUCGUCUGGGUUCGAGUUUGCAGCAGUUCCUUGGCAUGGACCAACAGGCUGUGUUCGCUUCGCCUCGAUGUUCGUUUUUUUCCCCGCCAGGGUCAACAGGCCAUCUUUCAUGUCUGGUGAAAGCUUGCUUCGCCAAGUUCAAACUUCGCUUUGCUUCUGUGAGCGAGGCCUGAGAGGACUACUUUUGGCUGAAUUGGGCGGGGCACUUGAUAUAUCCACUGAGCCUGGAAAGAGACAAUUUGGGCGGAGUAAUAUUUUCAGGCUUGCAACGGCUUUCUGGUGCUGUGCCAAGGAAGCAUCCCAAAGGGCUUAGGAAUGGGUCUUGCUGCCCCGCAAGAUAACACUGUGCGCUGGUCUCUGACCAUGCGCUAGGCUCUUAGGUCAAUAGCCCACCCCGAACAAGACUCGCGCGUCUUGGCAGGGAAGGUCUUGCUGCGCAGAGUUAUUUCUCAGGCUGUCAGAGGCCACUGCCAAUUGCCUGGAUGCGGAAGUCUGCGAGAGCAUCUAUUCUUAACCCAAGCAUGCUACUACGGUGUUGCCUGAAAACCAAAGGUCGCAAUGCUUUCCACUUGCUUGUUUGGGCUUGGAGUCACCCAGAUCUGUGGACAUGCUUUUUUGUGUGGCGAGGGACGAGCCCUCUUUGAUUCGCUUCGUGCAAACAAAAUCACUUGCAAAAGGCCAGCCGGCUCUUGAAUCGGGUGGGUCAGUUGAUAUGAGCCUGGAAGAAAACAAAUCUGGCCAGAAUCACAUGCGUCCGCCAGCUUUCUCAGGAACGUAGUCAACGUCUUCAGGCUUGCAACGGCUUGGUGCUGCGCACAGGUGGGCGUUUGGGCAGGGAGCAUCAAGAAGGUUGUCCCCAGUGGUUCAAAGGGCCGAGAAGCACAGCGCGGUCCUCUAAAAAACUCGCUCCGAUUAGUUCGUCUAAAAGGAAAAGCCGGGGUUAAUCCAAUAGCCCGCCUCUCGAGAGCAUGGCCCACUCCCUUAAAGUCGAUUUCAUUGAGAGCUUCGCGGCCUUCGGAAAUGGUCAAGGUGCACUCCGCCCCGACACGCAAGUCGCAGCUUGCGAGUGCAAGUGUCGCUCGCGAAAUACAGUUUGGCAGUUCGAAAGUCGAAACUUUCCAAGGCAAGUGUAGCAUACGAAUCGCAACUUUUCAGUACCAGUUUAGCAUGCAAAGUACACUGCGCGAGGGGUCGGGCUGUCUGAAACGCGAAGUAGGGUGUGCUUCUUCCCGAUAUUUUCUCGGCCAAGGCCAGGAUUUGCGAGAAGAAGGUCCUCGGCUAUGCGAACACUCAGACAACCCUCUGAUGUCUACCUGCCUGUGUGUUUCCGGGAAGCUCUACGCCCGUGGCCGUGUGCAAUGUGUGGAUAGGCGCCUUAAAUGAGUCAGACCUGGCCUGGGACAACUCGAGGAUGUUGGUCCCUCGCCGUGACUACAGCAAGGAGGGGGUGCAUUGUUCGCUGGACUGUGUGUGCGCUGGUCUUUAUGCGUGCGCUGGGCUCUUGAAGUCGCGCGCUGAAGACGACUCCCACCAAGUGACAGCCAAGGUGAGGCUGUCCGGAGGCCACUGCCAAUUGCCUGGAUGCGGAAGUCUGGGAGAGCAUCUGUUCUUAAGCCAAGCAUGCUGCUACGGUGUUGCCUGAAAACCCAUGCCUGCCAUGAGAAGUCGAGUUGCUUGUUUGGGCUAGGGGUCUCCUAGACCUGUGGAAGUGAUCUUUUGUGUGGCGAGGGACAAGCCCUUUUUGCUGCGCUUCGUGCAAACAAAAUCACUUGCAGAAGGCCUGCCGGCUCCUGAAUCGGGCGGGUCAGUUGACAUGAACCUGGAAGCCAAUGUGGGCGUCGUCACACGCCGGCCACUGUCUCAGGAACCUUGCAGGCAAGGUUUUCAGCUUGCGGCUUUCCGGUGCUGCGCAAAGGAAGCACCAACAACAAAGGACCCACGAAUUUCCUGGGAGAGAAGAGCAGCGUGGCGCUGGUCUUACGGCCUCGCAAGAUAAAGGUCUCCGACCAUGUGCAAGGCUCUUAGGUCAAUAGCGCACCACGACGAAGAUUCGCGCUUCACAGGGAAGGUCUUGCUUGGUAGGCUCUUUCGACCCUUUAGCUUUGGACCCUUUUAGACCCUAAACCCUCUCAGAGGCCACUGCCAGUUGCCUGGAUGCGGAAGUCUGGGAGGGCAUCUACCCUUUAGCCACCGCAGUGAUGCCCGCAGUGUUCAAUUGCUUGCUUGGGCUUGGGGUCUUCUGGACCUGUAGAAGUGCUUGGUUUGGUGUGGCGAGGGACGAGCCUUUCUUGAUACGCUUCGUGCAAACAAAACCACUUGCAAAAGGUCAGCCGGCUCCUGAAUGGGGCGGGGCAGUUGAUAUGAGCCUGGGAGGUGUUUUUGCAUGCAAGCAAAAGUAGUCCGGAGAGGGACAUUGUUCUUGAAAAUGCGGAAGGCUUCUUGGAAGGGAUUUCUCUCGCGGAAGGCUUUGCGGUUUGAUAUGAACUGUUUCAGCUCGUGGGCGUGGAAAGCACGCGGAAACGGCAGAGAACCAAAGCAGCCGGUGGACUUCAUGGAAGGUUUGCGGAAGGUUCGCGGAAGCCCCGCGGAAGGGUGGCCCCGUGUCUGCAGGCAAGUGCCCAUGUAGCACCGGUAGCCCAAUGGAGCCCAAGCCUACACACGCUGCACCAACAUAGGCGGAAGUACUUAAACAGACUUUCCUUUCUGCGCCAAUACUCACGGAAGCACAUCUUGUGAAAACAUGCGCCGCGGAAGAUUUGCGGAAGCAACCGGUAGAAAACAGGUGCCGCGGCAGUCUGCGGAAGGGACCUCUUGGCCCGCGGAAGGGUCCGCGGCAGCUUGAAUUAUGUCCAAUCAAGUUUGAGGGGAACAACAACCAACGCUCAAUUUGGGCAAAAUCACAUGCGCUGACUAGUUUCCUCAGGAACGCUGUAAACAACGCGAACGGCCUCUCAACAGAUCCACUAUGGCUUAUGACUAUUGCGAGACUUGGCGCGCCCCUUGUGGCUUUCCUUCGAUUGCAGCAUUCUUGCGGCGCAGUACCGGUGGUUUGUUUCGAGCCUUGUGCUUAACGGUAGCAGGCCAUUGACGUAGCCAACAGCCGCAAAGAGCCGAGAGCGGGCGCGAGCGUGGCAACGCGACACGACAGAUUUGGUGCCUGAGCAACCCUCUGCAGUCGUCAGUCCUUGCUUGCCGUGUCGCCUUCCCGUUGUAAGCUUCCACACUGCGCCGGUGCCGCUCUCUGGGCAUGCCGCACGGGCCUGUGCGGAAGCUGUUCAGCGCCGUGCCGAGCUUCUGAGGGCUUUCUUAGAGAACCCAUAAAGCAUGCGCCCGCGCAAUGGCCCGGCUUCAAACUCAGCGCAGCGAAAACGCUGCUCGAGCUGGCAGGACAAUCGGAGGACUGAUGCGCCCACAACGCAGCUUAAGACUCAAGGGACUAAGAGCUCGGAGCUGAGCACAAGGCUCUGCCAAAUGGUGCUCGCAUUGAGCAAUCCACACUGCAAGAGUUGAGAAAAAGAAGGCCCUGUGAUGCCUUGGCUGGAGAGUUGUGGUUGAGGACUUGCGCGGGCCUCAAUGGUUUCAUCUUUCGUAGCCCCUCUGAGCUAGUUUGUCAGUUUGUCCAUUGCAAUGCUAGUUUCUGGUGGCAAGAAGCGUGUUCCUGCUCUGUGAGACUUUACGUGUGUCGAAUUGCGGGCUCAGUUGAGUGACGUUCUUGUUUUUGAAAGUAGUGGGGAGAGGAGCACUAUUGACAUGUUUCUUGUACACGCGCACCGCGCCACAUGCACGGAAGCUUGCGGAGAGUUUUGCGGAAGGGAUUUUUUUGCGGAAGGUUUGGGGAAGCUUGACUUGUUUCAGUUUGUCAACAGCCCUUUCUGUGCCGAUACUAGUGGAAGCAAGGCUUGUCAAACAUGUGCUACGGAAGGACGAGGAAGUAACUGAUGAAAAGUAUACGGCGGAAGCCCGCAGAAGGAAGCUUGAUGGCCCGCGACAAGGAUACGGAAGGGCCCGCGGAAGCUUGAAUAAUGCGCAAGCAAGUUUAAUUGGAAUGACAUCUAGCACUCAGUUGGGAUGGCCCUAAAUAGCGAGGUUGUAUUUUAUUGCUUGACUUUGGAGAAACAGUGAGCAUUGAAGCAGCGCCCGGUCCACCGGGUGUCAAGACGGGCAAAGUUUAAAUCCUUCCAAACCAAAAGGAUAGAAGGAGGUUUCCCGAAAACGCCCCUAUGCUCCCGUUGCCUGGUCACCCCAGUGGACAUAGCCAAUUUGACAAUUGGCACGUGCUCCAAGGGCCGGCGACCACUGUUGGUAGCUCCACUUCACUAACCAGGGAGCAAGUUGUUGGUGUUGCUCUUUGCGACCAAUUGCUUGAGCUUUUGAUUUACAACUUGGUUUUGGGUUCCCCGGCUCUCCUUGUUUUGAAGGCAAACCCGGUGCCAACAAAGAGGCGCAACGAGCACUUUUCAUUCCUCGCAGUUUCGCAAAUGACCGGGCAAUUUCUGGGCGCCGUGUUGGUUCCUUUCUUGGGUGCUGACCAGUCGCUGCAUAUGCCUAGACAAAAGGCUCCAGCUGUCCGCCCGUUUCCUCUGGCAAAACAUCAUCCCCGGUUCCUUUUUGUGUGGGACAUGUGCAUACAUUAUUCACCCCCUUUUGCGUCUCAAUUUGAACGGCCCUCCUCGUCCCCAAGCCUGCCAGCGCAUUUGCACAGAGGCAUCAGCCCAUAGUGCUCAAGGACCCUCAUGUUCCUUCUUUUGGACCUUUAAAGGUGGAAUGCUUAAAAACUACUCGAACAACUACAUCAGUUGAAGCCGUGUCCCAUGAUUGUCUGCUCUCCUGCCUGUUCCGGAAUCAAAGUUGCGAGUGACUAGUCUCUCCUGCCUGUUCCGGAAUCAGAGUUGCGUCCAGUCAUUCAAUCUGGUGCCUAGUGAGCGAGUCAUUGGGAUGGCCCCAGUCUGCAGUGACAAAGACACCCAGCCCAUGCAGGCAACGUAGCCCCUUGCUAGAGAUGGGCCGUGGCCAAGGCUUAAGGCUCACUUGGGAGCAAGCUGUCAGAUUCAGAUGAACAAACUGGGGGCUUCUUACUUUAGGCUUGGCAUGUUGGUUUUGUGACAUGGAUUUACAGUUUUUGC
Effrenium voratum is the source of this 8054-nucleotide messenger RNA. NCBI's taxonomy places the organism in Eukaryota, Dinophyceae, Suessiales, Symbiodiniaceae. The record is from the annotation of a GenBank genome assembly.